UCAUCUCCCACUUACUUGACUCUCCGCUCAGGCGUCGCUGUUCUUGUAGCCUCGACGAAUGCCUCAAAAAGCUAAAAAAAAAAUCGCACUGAAGCACUUUAGCUAAGCUAGCUAGCACGCUAGCUUUUCUUCAUAUGUGAUUCCUGAGCAGAAAGGAGUAUCAGGACAGGAGCAGUAGUUCAUGGAAGACAAGAAAAGGAAAAAAGACGAAAAAAGGAAAAGGGAAGCCUCCCAGAAGGUCACAGAACAAAAAAACAAAGUGCCAGACUUGACCAAGCCGGCGUCUGCCCAGUCUCCUGCCACUCAGAGCAGCUCUGCCUCCCCCAGCCCUGGACCCACCCCCUCUGCCUCCCCAUCCCCAGCCACCUUGGGCCCUGGCAGUGCUGCCACCCCGUCACAGGGCGGCAACAAUGCCAAGCGCCUGGCGGUGGCCAACGGACAGCCCACCUCCACCAACAUUUCUUCCUCCACCGCUGGCGGCCCCAGUGCUGCUGGAAACGGCAGUACAAGUAGCGGAGGCGGAGCCCAGGCGCCUCAGCAGCAACCACGCUACAUGCCGAGAGAAGUGCCGCCGCGAUUCCGCUGCCAGCAGGACCAUAAAGUGCUACUGAAGAGGGGUCAGCCGCCACUGUCCUCCAUGCUGCUGGGAGGGGGAGGAGGAGGGGAUGGCCCCAAUGCAAACAUGGCUGCUGUCUCAGAUUCUGGUGCAGCUGCCUCCUCAUUGGCCCUCACCUCAUCAUCAGUUGCUGCUUCUACUACUACUUCUAAUUAUGCAAAUUCCAUGUGGGGGGCGAGCUCAGGCAGCCAGGCCUCCUCUCAGGGCAGGGAGAAGGUGAUUGUCGAUGGCAAUGACCUGGAGGAGUGGCCUAGCAUUGCUGGCAGUGAUGGGGUAGGAGCUUCUUUCACCGGGGCUGGAGGGGGCAGCAGCAACAACGGAAUGCCUGUGAACAGCAUCAGUGCCUCUGGCAACCAAUCCUCACCCACUUCCUCGUUCUCUUUGCCCAAUGAAUGUAUGCAGUCGUCUAAUGGUGUGGUGUGGGGGAUGGCUGCCUCCCAGGGUCAUCUUGGAGGAGGGAAUGCAGUAGCUGCAGCUGGGACUCUGCUACAACAGCCCUCCUCACUUUCCAAAGCCUCCGCUGUGCCAGGGAGCCAUGAUGCCAGUGGCCCCGUUGACGGCAGCAGUGGGAUUCCAGGUGCCAAUUUCAAUCCAAAUGCCAACCCUUCGGCCUGGCCUGCCCUGGUGCAGCAGGAUGGGCCCGCUGCUGCAGGGGAAGGAGGCCCGUCUUCCUUCCAUCACCAGGGCCCUGGAGGGUCUUUGUCUGCCAACAACUCUGCUUCCCUGGGGCUGGGAGGUGGGGCAGUCGGGGUGCUGGGGGGUCACCCACCUUUAUCUGUGAAUCAAUCAAGCACCCAUCAGCGCCAACUUCACCAAAUGCAAUCCAGAGACAGAGAGAUGGGAGGGAAGUGGGACAGCGAAUCAGUGGGACCAAAAAUCGCAGGGGGGGAAGGGAUUGGGGCAGGAAUGGACCGUAGUGUGGGAGGAGGCGAGAUGAGUGUGGGAGACCACAGCCUUGCCUCCUCAUGGAGAAGCCAGCCUUCUUACCCUGCAGCUAACUCCAAAACGGGUGCCUCAAGGACUGAUGGAUGGGAGGGUGGAGGAGGUGGCACAGGGGGAUUCGGAGCUGCUGAAGGAGAUAAUGGGACCUCGGGUUGGGGGUAUCCGAGUUCUACUAGUGGGGUUACUGCUUGGGGCAGUGCUGGAACUGGUGGAAACAGUAGUCAAACCUCCGGGGUAUCUCAGGGAGGGUGGGGGUCAUCAGGAGUGGGAGGAGAGAGAGGGGUUUCUGGUGGUGAUUGGGGUGGGAGCUCCACUGGUAUUGGUGGAGCUAACCCAGGAGGUGAGGGAAUGGGUGGAGCCUGCAGUAGUAACAGCAGCAGUAGUGGGGGCAGCACAGCUGGCAACCCCCCUGCCACCUCUUCCUCUUCUUCGACAGCCACAACUAUGACCAGAGCUUGGGACAAUCAGAAGGGAGAAGGUGAAACAGGGGAAUGGGGUGGGGGAGGAGAAGGACAGGGAGCACAGGGAGGAUCUUCGUCCAGUGGUGGAAAUUCCAGAAGCGAGAGCGGGCCUAACAGCAGUCACAGUCGUCCUCGCCGCCCGGCACCUAAUGCUGAAGCUGCCUUACAGAACCUGCUCAGUCGGUCUGAUCUGGACCCUCGGGUCCUGUCCAACACAGGCUGGGGCCAAACACAGAUCCGACAAAACACGACCUGGGACUUUGAAGAACGUGGAGGACAAAGUAAAGGUGGGUCAUCAUCAGCCACAUCAAAACACCCAUCUUCUCUUGGUGGUUCUUCUCAGUAUUCUGGUGGACCUAGAACCCAUAUCCCGGAUUCUAUGGGUCCUGGUGCCAGUCCUUCCCUGGUUCCAUCUGCUGGGUCCUCUGGAGAGGGAUGGGAGAGCAGCAGCAACAGUAGCAGUAGUGGGGCAUCUCUGUCUGGGCGAGCCCCACCACCUUCAGGCCCCAACAUUAGGAAUCUUGGCGUCUCACAAUCUGGGCCAGUGACCACAACAGGACCUGGUAUGGGGUCAGGUGUUAUACCAGGACAUAGCCAGCAAGGAAAGGCUACAGGCUGGGGUGGAGGGGGGGCUGGUGCUGGGGAUGGCCAGGAGGCCAAGGGUUGGGGGAAAGAGGAAUGGCGAGACAGUAGUAGAGGUGGAAAUGGAGGAGGAUGGGGUGAUCUUGGGCAACAGGGUAACCCAGUGAGUGGAGGCUGGGGAGGCGGCCAGGAGGAGAAAGCAACAGGGGGAUGGAAAGAAAUGGGGGGAAAUGGAGGAGGAAGUGGGUGGGGAUCAGGACAGAAAGUGGGAGCAGGUAGGGACUGGGGAGAACAACAGUCCAAAUCAAAUAGUGGAGGAGGAUGGGAGGAUGAGAGGAAGAAUGGAGGAAACUCAGGUGGGGAUUCAGGUGUGGGUGGUUGGGGGAGCUGGGAUGAUGGUGCUCCCAGGAGGACCUGGGGAGCAGGGGGCACAGGGGGAGGUGGGAGUGGUGGAGGGGGGGUGGGUGUUGUUGGGGGCAUGGGGUCUAAACCCCAGCAAAGUUGGAGUGGAGGAAACAAAAUGCACCAGAUGCCAAACAGCCAGUCGGGUUCCGUCACAGGCCCGCAGGCACAACUGCAACAGCAACAAUCACAGCCCCGCAAUCAGCAUCCACAGCGACAGCAAGCGUUGGACCAAGGGGCUAUGCAAGGGGGCGGGGGGAGGAAACCCAUCUCUCAAGUCCAGAAUCAGAACCAAAGCUCAGGCUGGACCUCUGGGCCCAUCCCUGGUGGCUCCGGAGGAGGCGGAAGUGGAUCUGAACCAAGCGGCUGGGAGGAACCCUCGCCGCAGUCUAUAAGCAGGAAAAAAGAGAUUGACGAUGGAACAUCAGCAUGGGGAGACCCAACCCAUUACAACUACAAGCCGGUCAACCUGUGGGAUAAGAACAGUGCACCUGCUGGCCAACAGCCGCAUGGCCAGGCUCAGGCUCAGGCUCAGGCUCAGGCUCAGGCUCAGGCUCAAGCUCAAGCUCAAGCUCAGGCUCAGGCUCAGGCUCAAGCUCAAGCUCAGGCUCAGGCUCAGGCUCAGGCUCAGCAGCAACAACAGCAACAACAGCAACAACAACAGCAACAACAACAACAGCAGCAACAGCAACAACAGCAGGGACCUCCUAUACAGCAGCAGCCCAGCAGACAGGUGGCAGGGCUUGUGGGUAACAGAGACUUCACCACUGGCCAUGGACCUGGAAAACCUUCUGCUAUGGGUCCGUCAGGUUGGGGUGGUGCUUCUCCAACUAGUCCUACAGUAGACAAUGGCACGGCAGCUUGGGGAAAGCCUACAGACGCCCCUACUGGCUGGGGAGACCCUGAAGAUGCUGGAGGGAAGACAUCGGGCUGGGGAAACCCUUCUCCCAACCCCAUCAAAUCUGGUUCAAAGUCUAUGCAAGAUGGCUGGGGAGACAAAGAGGGAUCUGUGGCUGCUACGCGUCACUCAAGCUGGGAGGAUGAGGAGGAGGGAGGUGGCAUGUGGAACAGCGCCGGCUCCCAGGGAAGCGGCUCAUCAUGGGGACAGGGAAGCAAUGGGGGCUGGGGACAGAGCCACGCUGGGAAGAAGCCCGGUAACAAGGGUCCACUAAAGGCUGGCGUUGGAGACUCUUGGAUGAGCCCCAUCAACAGACAAUUCUCUAACAUGCUGCUGAAUGAUGACCCCACUGGCCCAAACAUUGACCUGGCUCCAGGUUCUCUCCAGGAGAAGAAGAUGGAUGUGGAUAAAAGGGGCAUGGGGAUGAAUGAUUACAAUGGAGAUAUGAGAAAGGGAGGAAGAGGAGGAGGGGGGAUGGCUUAUCGUCCUCCUGUUUCCAAAGAGGCAGCACCUGGGGAUGCUGGGUCAUACUAUGACAAGACCUUGCCUUUGACCAAUCAGGAUUGGUGCCUUGGGGAGGAGGGUCCUUGCUCUCUGUACUCACCACCCACUGUCUACAAGCCCCAUUCCCUCUUCAACCACACUAUCCCCUUUAGACAAGGUGGUCACAGUAUCUUUGGCAGUGGAGGAGGGAUGGCUCAGUCAAGACACCAGCCAAGUGUCCCACCCAUAAACCAGUCCCCGGGGAUACGAGCGCAAGUGCCUCAUCAGUUCCUGUCACCUCAGGUGCCAGGCUCUGUGCUGAAGCAGAUGCCCCCUCCCAGCGGGAGCGUGGGGGGUGUUGGCGGCGUGGGAGGAGUGGCAGGAUUGGGGGGAGGUGUGUUCCCUCCUCAGCUGUCCCCCCAGCAUAUUGCCAUGCUGAGCAGCAUCUACCCACCUCACAUCCAGUUUCAGCUGGCUUGUCAGCUCCUCCUCCAACAGCAGCAGCAGCCACAACAGCAGCAACAGCAGCUACUGCAAAACCAGAGGAAGUUCACACCAAACGUGCGGCAGCAGGCUGACCCUCAACAGCUGGCCAGGAUCAUGGCAGUGCUCCAACAGCAAAGGCAGCAGCAGGUUGGGGGUUUAGGUGGCAGCUCCAAACUCUCUCCCUCCCACCAUGGUGGAGUUGGCGGAGGGGGCCCCAAACUGCCUGGGGUUGAUCCCCUGCCCCAUCCAGGCCUGGCAGGAUCUGUGGCUGACUUGCACCAUAAAAAUCUUGGACCAUACUCUGGGCUUAGUUCUGGAGUCAACCUCCCAGGUCUGGACCUGGUGGGUGGACCUGGGGGCAUGAAAGACUUAGGGGGUCAACAGUCCCGCUUCAAAUGGAUGAUGGAGGGACACUCUUCUCCAGACACCUCCUCACCUGAGAACGCAUUCCACAAAAAUGGUCCUGUCACCCCCAUGAAGAUGCCGGGGGGCUCGCCCUACUCUCAGUACGACAUGAUGGUUGAUGGGCUGGGAGACAACUGGCAUCGCACCCCUGGCAACAAGAUGGGUACCAAGCCUCCCACCACACCCAGCUGGCCCCCUGAGUUCCAGCCUGGUGUGCCGUGGAAGGGAAUCGACCGUGUCGACCCUGAAUCUGACCCCUACAUGACCCCAGGGAGCAUGAUGGGAAACGCGGUGUCCCCCAACCUCAAUGAUACUGAGCACCAGUUGUUACAAGAUAAUACUGAUUCCACCCCUCCCCUCAACACCUUGCUGCCUUCACCUGGUGCCUGGCCCUACAGUGCCUCAGACAGUCCCCUCAACAACGCACACAACUCAGCAAAGUACACAGACUACAAGACCAGCUGGCCCCCAGAGCCCAUCGGACACAAGUCCUGGAAAGCCAGCCGUGGCAGCAGCCAGACUCAGCUGUCCCGCCCACCUCCAGGACUAGCCAGUCAAAAGCAGCCAUCGCCUUCGCCUUGGACUGGAGGAGCCCCUCGAUUGGCCAGCCGGGGCUGGGGCAGUGGCUCAAGCACUACUGGCUCGACCUGGAGUGACGGCAGUUCUCGGGAAAGCUGCUGGUUGGUGCUCAGCAACCUCACACCACAGAUUGAUGGCUCCACUCUGAGGACCAUCUGCAUGCAGCAUGGCCCUCUGCUGACCUUUCACCUUGGCCUGACCCAGGGCACCGCUCUGAUUCGCUAUGGCUCAAAACAGGAGGCAGCCAAGGCCCAGAGUGCACUCCACAUGUGCGUUCUGGGUAACACCACCAUCUUGGCAGAGUUCGUGAGUGAGGACGAUGUGUCUCGCUACAUUGCACAUUCCCAGGCAGGAGGAGCAGGGAGCGGAGGAAACACAGCCGGCUCUGCAGGCUCUGGGCCUACAGCAUCCUCCGCAGUUGGGUCUAACGGUAACGGUGGUAGCUGCGACAGAAGUGGAGCAGGAGGCAGCAGCGGGGGAGCAGGAGUAGAAGGAGGUUCCACAGUUGGAGGAGCAGGAAAUGGAGGAGCCGGGCAUUCCAGCUCCGGGUGGCAGAGUCUGGACAGCACAGGCAGCUCAUCGGACCAGUCUGUCACCCAGGGGCCCGGGCUGGGCAUCUUCGCCCAGUGGAGCAGCAAUGGGACUGGGGUGGGUGGGGCUGGAGGUGUGGAGGCUGGAAGGCAGGGUCUGUGGGGGGGAAUGGGUGGGAUGAGCGGGGCGGGGUAUCCCAGCAGUAGCCUCUGGGGUUCCCCAGCUCUUGAGGAUCGUCACCAGAUGGGCAGCCCCGCCUCACUGCUGCCAGGGGACCUGCUGGGCGGAGGGGCAGACUCCAUUUGAGGGGCCGACUGACACACAUACACACAUAUUUUACACCCAAGUUGUAAUACAUAUGUCACACUCUGUAUUUAUUUACACGUAGAGAUGACAUUAAUUAAAGCUACACUGGUCACUCAACAAGCAUACUACACACAGGCUACAUGCAGUACAUGCACACAUUAUUUUCACACAUACACAUUAAGCCGCUUAACUUUAAAUGAAGACAACAGUAAAACUUGAACCGGGGGAAAAAGGUGAAAUCCAUUAAACUCUUAGGACUCAACUGGAUAGCUCUUUUGUCUUUUUACUCCAAAUCCCACCAUCUGCAUUCAGAGACCCGAUCACUCAGGCAUGCACUGUAGACAGGCUCAGCCAGAGUCGUACAUGUCAACAAGUUUAGCUAUUGCUGUUUUUAGUGUGCCACAAAUUUUUUUUUUUUUUGUAUUACUAUUUAAUGGUCGAAUCUCAAAAUUCAGACUUGCAGACUGAGCCCUCGUAGACCUGCCUGGCGUACUUCUGAGUUCUCAUGUUUGGAAGCUUGAGAGUGGGGAAGGAUCUGGAGUUUGUAGAAAUUUUGGGACAGCGCCACACUACUGAGUCAUAUGGACGAUCAGCAACCUUUGAGGUCUGGAAAAGGAGAGCGUUUUUAGUAGGUACCGACACCUCUACCUUGGUGGAAAUAUGCCAUCAACAUGGGACCCAGGGUAAAAAAUCAAAAAAAUCAAAACAAAAACAACAUUAGCCAAACUUGCACUAUAUGCCUCUGGGUUUGUUGUUGAUACAUCUCCACAAAUCCCUCCAUUUUUGAAACAGAGCUACAACACAACAACUACACAGACCUUACAGGACGACUAAGUGUUACAACAGCAGUGGCCUUGGCUAACACCCAGCGGCCGCCCGCCCGCCAUGUCAGCAUCACACCUUCUCAUCAGUUACACACUGCUCUUAUAUUUGACAAGCAAAAUUGUAACUCCUUGUUGAUGUACGUUGGUUGUUUAUCAUUUUUUUUUUUCUGUUUUAAAAGAAAAGAGAAACGUGUGAAACUUUGUGGAAAUCCAGAGAUGUCCUUUUUUUUUUGCCCUUCAAACACUGACCUCGCUAUUGUAUUUUUUCUUACUCGAGAAAUCAAGUUGGUUAUUAUAUAUUGUCAUGAUGUUAAUGAUGAAUAUGAUCACUUAUUUACUCGCUGUUCAAGGUGCCCUCCUGCCUGCCUGUGUGUGCAUGAAAGGAGUGAUGACAGUAUGACCGAAUGGAGGAGGAUGUGAUGAAGAUAAUAAUGACGACGAUAUCGGGAGUGUCUGUGUUAUUGCUACAAUGUUGAAUGUUUCUUUCUUUCUUGUCCAUGAGAGAUUCAUGAGAAACCUUUUGUGUGGGUGGGUGCGUGCGUGUGCGUUUGUUCGUUCGCGUGUGUGUGUGUGUGUGUGCUUGCUUUUGAACACUUAUCUGCUCCAGUCAGGGAAGUGAAUAGAUAUUAAUCUGACAUCUUGCAUUUGAGGGAGUGUGUGUGUGUGAGUGGAUGUGUACACGUUUGCGUGCUUGACUGUGGAUAUUGUGAUAGCUAAAAAGUUCAAAAACAUUGGCACUAUUGCAUAUGUCUCUUAAGUUGUGUUUUUUAGCAGCAUUUUGUUCCUGUUUGUAUUUUUUUUUUUCUGCCAAAUGCAAUAAGAGAAUAUUUUGUUUUUAAGACGAAGCAACCAACUGAAGGCAUUUCUAUCAAAAAUGCCAAAUCCUACCAUACCAAGCUGAGCUGGAACAGUGUUUUACAGACACGUUAAAGACAUUACCUGUUAUAUUUUACUGUUUUUGUUUCUUUUUUGUUAUUAUGUAUCAAUUUAAAUUAAGUCAGUCUUUAUUAUCACUCCUGUUCAGGAUGUUUUCGUUUAUUUCAGAUGUUACAAAAAGGAGAGGAAAUUAAUUUAAAGCGGAAAAGAACAAGAUAAUAAAGGUUGAAUUGAA
Dicentrarchus labrax (European seabass) is the source of this 8626-nucleotide messenger RNA. RefSeq names its product trinucleotide repeat containing adaptor 6Ba (gene tnrc6ba). The transcript is spliced from 22 exons. The record is from RefSeq and is a predicted model, not a curated record. Gene Ontology annotation, cellular component: P-body; nucleoplasm. Gene Ontology annotation, biological process: miRNA-mediated post-transcriptional gene silencing; positive regulation of nuclear-transcribed mRNA poly(A) tail shortening. Gene Ontology annotation, molecular function: nucleic acid binding. NCBI's taxonomy places the organism in Eukaryota, Metazoa, Chordata, Actinopteri, Moronidae. Bases 182 to 6691 code for a protein of 2169 amino acids.